AUGCCACCCAAGAGGGCGCGAUCCAGUCCGUCCGUCCCGGAGACCCGUGAACGCCUGACCCUGGCGAAACUCGCCAGUUACGACGACGUCGCGACGGAUGCACUGGUCGAUCAUGCUUACUUUUGGACCAAUAUUCGCAAGAACCGCAACAAGUACACCUCCGCUCGCGGUAUCCACGACGACGAGGUGGGUGGCAUUCUCCUCCACGAUGUCGUCGUCGACAAGGACAUCCCCGGGGCCGAGCGCAAACUGUUGGAAUUGCCAGGAUUGCGGAAAUACUCGGCCAAUCUCCCUAGCCCUCGCGAGAAAGAGUGGUUUCGCCGUCAUUUGCGCAAAUACAUCCAAAUGUACCACCCGGAUUCUCCGUUCGAAGUCACCACCACCAACCGCUACCUCAUCACUCAGGCGGAGGCCGCCCUGUGCGCCCGCAAGUUCAUCAAGGCCGGCCAGGAGAUUAGAUACCUCAGUGGUACCCUCGUCUCCAUGACAAAGGAGGAAGAGACCGAUUUGGGCCUGACCCGGAAGGAUUUCAGCGUCGUCAUGUCAAGCCGUCGCAAAACCGCCUCCUUCUUCCUGGGCCCGGCCCGCUUUGCCAACCACGACUGCGACGCCAAUGGCCGUCUCGUGACUCGAGGUACUGAGGGCAUGGCUAUUAUGACCACACGUGAGAUCCACGAGGGCGAAGAGAUCACCGUCUCCUAUGGCGAAGACUACUUUGGUAUUGACAACUGUGAAUGCCUUUGCCUAACCUGUGAGCGCAUGGUCCGCAACGGCUGGGCGCAUCAUGCCGACUCCGACGCAACCAGCAAGGAGUCGACCCCCGUGUCUGUUGACGAAGCGGGCCCCGAAGAAAAUCACUCCCCAAGAAAGAAGCGCAGGCGUGACUCUGAUGUGGAUUCAGAAGAUCUACCUUCCGUCUGUUCGACCCCGCGCAAACGCGCCAAGUUCUCGCGCCAGACUUCUAAACUGCGAGAGGAGAUCUCGCUCUCCGAACUACCAUCUGCCAUUGCGGUCGGUCGACCGAUCUCGGGUCUUCGACAAGAAGUGGUUAUCUCCGAAGUAGUAGAGUCCACCCCCGAAGCCCCGUCUACGGAUGCUUUGCUCUCAUCCCUGGAGGGCCCCGAGUUGUCGGAUUUGAAGAAUCCUGACCUCGCGGGCGCUGUCAAGGCAGCUCUCGCUCCCAUCAACCCCAGUGAGACUACCGGGACACAGCCUUCUGCACUACCAGGGCAUGAAUCACCUAGUUCUGUCACUGGCGAAUCCCAUCGGUCAUCGACAUCCAGCCAGCCCACCUCAGUGGACGAUCUCACCAAGGUCGAGGGACCAAGCCUCCUUGAGACCAUAAAGGCAGAGAUCGAACUUAUACCAGAGAUCAACGAGCCCGAUCAUCUUACAGACGAUGCUUCCGAAACCGCCCCAAAACGGAAGCGCUACCAACGCAAGAAGUGGAAAGUAAUUGCUUCCGUCGAGACCGAAGCCCCCCCUAGUCCGAACUCCAGGCGACUACACCCGAACACCCAAACUGCUGGGGCAAAAAUACGACCGCUGGGUGGAGUGCCAAACAUGCGACUCGUGACCCGUCGCGAAUGUCCUCGCUGUGAGCGACACUCCAAGCUUUACGGGUACCAGUGGCCGCAGACGGACAAAGGACCCGAUGGCGAAGAGCGUGUCAUGGACCACCGCACCAUCCACCGCUUCCUCUCGAACGAGGAGGCGAGUACCGCCCGAAAAGACCAGCGUCGUGGUCUCAGUUUCGGUAUCACGCCUACACCCGAGCUCUCGGAUCGCACUGAGACGGAAAAUAACGACCCGCCUGGUUCGGGUUCAGGGUCUCGUCGUAGUACGAGGGCUAAUCGUCACCGGACUCGGGAACUUCGCAUGACUAUGUGA
Penicillium waksmanii is the source of this 1890-nucleotide messenger RNA. Its product is annotated as SET domain-containing protein. The record is from RefSeq and is a predicted model, not a curated record. Gene Ontology annotation, cellular component: nucleus. Gene Ontology annotation, molecular function: histone H4K20 methyltransferase activity; protein binding. Bases 1 to 1890 code for a protein of 629 amino acids. Lineage: Eukaryota; Fungi; Ascomycota; Eurotiomycetes; Eurotiales; Aspergillaceae. The transcript is spliced from 5 exons.